GCUGAGUUAGUUUAGUUGCAGAUGCAGGCUGUGGACAGCAUGGACUACAGCCUGGAUGUGGGUUCAUGGUGGAUUUGGGUAAUGGAGCCAUGAAGUCUGGCUGGCAAGGUGCACAGAAGGUGGAGGGCAGGAGGAGAGGCUGUGAGAAGAAUCCACAGCAUCAGGAAGGGCCAGAGAGGCAUGAGAUGGUCCUGGAGGGUCCUUGCAGAGCAGUGAUGGGAAUGGGGUGCAUGUUGGGGGUGUGCUGGAGGAGAGACCCUGGAGGCAGGGGGACCAGAGGAGGGGAAAUGGUGGAUAGGAAGACGGGCAGGGUGGCUGGAAGUUGGAGGGUGGGGUAUGAUGCAGGGGAGGGAAUGGCAAGUGCAGUGGGAACAAGGGCACAGAGGAGAGGUGGGAUGGAGCCUCAGUGUGGAGAGGCCACAAAGAGACGUGAAGGCUCAGUGCUGGAAGAGGCCCAGAGAGCUGGCCUGAGGUGCCCAGUACGGACAGCUGGGUGGGCAUUGUUAGCGCUACCACCUAAAGGACCAUGGGGGUCUCUUGCUGCUCCCUGCCCGGGUGGCUCCUCUCAGUAGCAGCCGUAUGCAGGUGGGAGAUGGAGGAGGCAGGUGCCUGGAGGCCAGCAAGAGCCUCCACCAGCUUUUGGUCAGCCUUGGGGACUUUUUUGGGAGAGGUGCCUGCGCAUUGGCAAGCGGGUGGAAGCUGGCAAGGACCAGACCCUUGGCUACUUGGAGAAUGUGGUGUUGGAGGCCCACGAGUCACACAGGCAGGGUGGAGUGGGGAUUUGCGGGAGAGCCGAGGCGCCAGCAUUGGGCCAGCCAGAGCCCUUCCACCGGACAACAGUCCUCAGAGGCAGGAUGCCAUGAGCCCCAGAGGCUCAGGGAGGGAAACCCACUUCUCCAGGGAGCCUUCCCAGGGUGCCUUGGGGCAUUGGGACCUGGACUCAGGUGUUUGGGUGAUGCCAAGACCCUCCUUGAUUCAGGGUUGUACCUUGAUUUGGGGUUGUACUGAUAGACCGUGCUGCGGCUGGGGACACUGAGGCCCGGAAGGGGCGCUCGGUGCUGAGUGACGCGACGGGGGGCGGGCCCAGGGUCCUUACCUGCCCGCCUCCGCCCGCGAGGGGCGGAGCCGGCGGCCGCGGGGCUUGGAGCUUGGGGCUUGGGGCGAGGCGGGCAUGGCGGGCUCCGGGUCUCGGGCGCGCUGCUGGGGCCGUCGGGACCCGGGGGCAGGGGAUGAGGCGGCGGCCGGAGGAGGCGGCGCAGGGCUGUGUCGGUGCGCGCAGGGGAGGCGGGCGCGGGCAGCCUCUGGGAAGCCGGCGGUGUCUGCCGCGUGGACAUCCUUUAUGGCGGCUGAGGAGAUGCACUGGCCUGUUCCCAUGAAGGCCAUUGGUGCCCAGAACCUGCUCACCAUGCCUGGGGGUGUGGCCAAGGCUGGCUACCUGCACAAGAAGGGUGGUACCCAGCUGCAGCUGCUUAAAUGGCCCCUACGCUUUGUCAUCAUCCACAAGCGAUGCAUCUACUACUUCAAGAGCAGCACGUCUGCCUCCCCGCAGGGCGCCUUCUCGCUGAGCGGCUAUAACCGGGUGAUGCGGGCAGCCGAGGAGACGACGUCCAACAAUGUUUUCCCCUUCAAGAUCGUCCACAUCAGCAAGAAGCACCGCACGUGGUUCUUCUCAGCCUCCUCUGAGGAUGAGCGCAAGAGCUGGAUGGCCAUGCUGCGCAGGGAGAUUGGCCACUUCCAUGAGAAGAAAGAGCUGCUCCUGGACACCAGCGACUCCAGCUCUGACACAGAUAGCUUCUAUGGUGCAGUUGAGCGACCUGUGGACAUCAGCCUCUCUCCGUACCCAACAGACAACGAAGACUACGAACAUGAUGAUGAGGAUGACUCCUACUUGGAGCCUGACUCUCCGGAGCCCACAAAGCCCGAGGAUGCCCUGAUCCACCCACCAGCCUACCCACCACCCCCAGUGCCUGUGCCAAGGAAGCCAGCAUUCUCCGACAUGCCCCGUGCCCACUCCUUCACCUCUAAGGGCCCUAGCCCCUUGCUGCCACCUACACCCCCUAAGCAUGGCCUCCCAGAUGCCAGCCUGGCUUCUGAGGACUCCAAGAGGGACCCACUGGGCCUGAGGCGGGCCGAACCUGCACUCAGGGUGCCUGUGACCUCCCGAAGGAUGAGUGACCCCCCGCUGGGCAGCGUGCCUGCUACUCCUGGCCUUCGGAAGUCCCCUUGCAUCCGAGAGAAUGCCAGCCCCAGCCUGGAGCCCUGGAACCCUGGCCACGGGGUUAACUCUGCCUCCAGUUCUGCCACCAUGGCUGUUGCCACCUCUAGGAACUGUGACAAACUCAAAUGUUUCCACUUGUCUCCCCGGGGGGUACCCACAUCUGAGCCCCCACCUGUGCCAGCCAACAAGCCCAAGUUCCUGAAGACAAGUGAAGAGGACCCCCCACGGGACAUGCCAAAGCCUGGACUCUUUGUGCCCCCGGUGGCCCCCAGGCUUCCUGCUUUGAAGCUGACCAUGCCUGAGACCACAGCUCGGCCCUCAGUCCUGCCCAGGCCUGAGAAGCCACCCCUCCCCUAUCUCCAGCGAUCACCCCCUGAUGGGCAGAGUUUCAGGAACUUCUCCUUUGAAAAGCCCCGGCAACCCUCACAGGCUGACCUGAGUGAGGAGGACUCGGACUCAGACUAUGAGAAGGUGCCACUGCCUAGCUCAGUCUUCAUCAACACCACGGAAUCCUGUGAAGUGGAAAGGCUAUUCAAAACCACGAGCCCCCGGGGAGAGCCGCCAGAUGGACUCUACUGCAUUCGGAACUCCUCCACCAAGUCGGGGAAGGUUCUGGUUGUGUGGGAUGAGACCUCCAACAAAGUGAGGAACUACCGCAUCUUUGAGAAGGACUCGAAAUUCUACCUGGAGGGUGAGGUCCUGUUUGUGAGUGUGGGCAGCCUGGUGGAGCACUACCAUACCCAUGUGCUGCCCAGCCACCAGAGCCUGCUGCUGCGGCGCCCCUAUGGGUACACCGGGCCCAGGUGACACCUGCCCCAUGUGGCUGCCAGGCAGAGACAGUCACGGGGGCUAUGACAUCAGGCCAUGCAGACGGCAAUGCGCCAGCAUAGGAGGAUGAGCAGGAGUGAGGGCUUGCCCCAAGGCCUCUCCGAUGGACACUAUGGAAUGUACUGGAACUCAUGUAGCAGGCUGAGUCCCCACAGCUGGACCAGGCUGCAGGUUCCAGAGGGCCAGUGGACUUUUACAUCACGCGGCCUUGCCCUCAAGGAACUCAGGACCCAACCUGGGCUCUCAGGACAAGAGUCUGGUUCCCCUGGCACACCUACCAUGUCCUGGGCUGAGGUAGUUGGGUGGGGCAGGGGCUGGCCGAGGACCAGGUAUGCUGGGUGGGAGUGCUGAGACGCAGGAUCCAGUUGGGGCUGUUGCUUCCCAAUAAAGCAGAGAUGAUCUCUGCCUGGGUAUCCAAGCUUGAUUAGGAAGGAGGGGGACCAGCUUCACUGAGCAGCCAUGCUGAUGCUCAGGUACUGACCGCAAUAGUUCACAGGGACCCUACAGGUGGCUGUCCUGUCUUCAGGGCAUGGGCAGCUGACCAACUUGCACAAUGAGUUGCAGAUAAGAACCUAAACCUGGGCAGUCUGGGCUCUGAGCCCAUGCUUCAAACUCCCAGGGCAGGCCCAGGCUAACGGGGCUGCAGAGCUAACACCCUGUGUUCACAAUUGGUUCAUUCAUUGAAUUAAUAAAGGGUUAUUGAGCA
Molecule: messenger RNA, 3752 nt
Organism: Otolemur garnettii (small-eared galago)
Lineage: Eukaryota; Metazoa; Chordata; Mammalia; Primates; Galagidae
Gene: SH3BP2
Product: SH3 domain binding protein 2
Exons: 13
Coding region: 1172-3025 (617 amino acids)
Biological process (GO): signal transduction
Molecular function (GO): SH3 domain binding
Source: RefSeq, a predicted model, not a curated record